GGAUUUGCUUUCUGUCCACUCUGAAAAAGGUGAUGGAGAAGACAGAAUUGCAGGGGACAGGGCACCUUUCGUUUCAUUAGGAAUAGCCAUUAAAAUGUGUGAAAUGUGGAAUAUGCUUCACUGAAUGAGCACACAUAGUUCACAUACACGAACACAAAAAGGAAAGAACUCACUUAAAGGUAUGGAGUGUGGAAACAGCAUCUGUUUCAAUGCAAAACUUAGAACACACCAGCGGACUCACACAGGGGAAAAACUAUAUUUAUGUAUGGAGUGUGGAAAGAGCUUUAAUGAUAGUGGAAGCCUUAGAAGACAUCAACAUCAACGGACUCACACAGGGGAGAAACCAUUUGAAUGCAUGGAGUGUGGAAAGAGCUUCAGUUUCAAUGCAACCCUUAGAACACAUCAACGGACUCACACAGGAGAGAAACCAUUUCAAUGUAUGGAUUGUGGAAAGAGCUUCAGUCAAAGUGGACACCUUAGACAACAUCAACGGACUCACACAGGGGAGAAACCGUUUCAGUGUAUGGAGUGUGAAAAGAGAUUUAGUGAUACUGGAAGCCUUAGAAGACAUCAACAGACUCACACAGGGGUGAAACCAUAUAAAUGCAUUGAUUGUGGAAAAAGCUUCAGUCAGAAUGCAGACCUUAAAAUACAUCAACGAAUUCACACAGGGGCGAAACCAUUUAAAUGCAUGGAGUGUGGAAAGAGCUUCAGUCAGAGUGGAGACCUUAAAUAUCAUCAACGGACUCACACAGGGGAGAAACCAUAUAAAUGUAUGGAGUGUGGAAAGAGCUUCAGUCGGAGUGCACACCUUAGAAAUCAUCAACGGAUUCACACAGGGGAGAAACCAUAUGAAUGUAUGGAGUGUGGAAAGAGCUUCAGUCAGAGUGGAGUGCUUAGAUAUCAUCAACGGACUCACACAGGGGAGAAACCAUAUGAAUGUAUGGAGUGUGGAAAGAGCUUUAAUAUAAGUGGAAACCUUAGAAGACAUCAACGGACUCACACAGGGGAGAAACCAUUUAAAUGCAUGGAGUGUGGAAAGAGCUUCAAUCAGAGUGGAGACCUUAGAUAUCAUCAACGGACUCACACAGGGGAGAAACCAUAUGAAUGUAUGGAGUGUGGAAAGAGCUUUAAUGAAAGUGGAAGCCUUAGAAGACAUCAACGGACUCACACAGGGGAGAAACCAUUUAAAUGCAUGGAGUGUGGAAAGAGCUUCAGUCGGAGUGCACACCUUAGAAAUCAUCAACGGAUUCACACAGGGGAGAAACCAUAUGAAUGUAUGGAGUGUGGAAAGAGCUUCAGUCAGAGUGGAGAGCUUAGAUAUCAUCAACGGACUCACACAGGGGAGAAACCAUAUGAAUGUAUGGAGUGUGGAAAGAGCUUCAGUUAUAGUGGAAACCUGAGAAGACAUCAACGGACUCACACAGGGGAGAAAGCAUUUAAAUGCAUGGAGUGUGGAAAGAGCUUCAGUCAGAGUGCACACCUUAGAAAUCAUCAACGGAUUCACACAGGGGAGAAACCAUAUGAAUGUAUGGAGUGUGGAAAGAGCUUCAGUUAUAGUGGAAACCUGAGAAUACAUCAACAGACUCACAUCGGUAAGAAACUAUUUAAAUGUAUCGAGUGUGGAAAGAGCUUCAGUCAGAGUGGAGCCCUUACAACACAUCAACGGACUCACACAGAAGAGAAACCAUAUAAAUGUAUGGAGUUCAGAAAGACCUUUGGUGAUAAUGGAAAGCUUAGAUCACAUCAACGGACACACACAGGGGAGAAACCAUUUCAGUGUAUGGAGUACAGUAACUGCUUCACUCAGAGUGGAAAUCUUAGAAAACAUCAGCAGACACACAGGGGAGAAAGUAUUUAAAGGUAUGGACUGUGGAAGGAGCUUCAGUCAGAGUGGAACCCUUGAUUUUUGUCAACAAACUAACACUAAAGACAAACCAUAUAAAUAUCAAGAAAGUAGAUAGAGGUUCACUCUUAGUGGAAGUUCAGAAUCAACAGACUUAUGGACAGGAAGAACUUUAAGAGUUGAAAUCCUUCAAACCAUCAACAAACUCAGAGAGGAGAAGCAGUUUAAAUGAAAAGAUUGCAAAAAGUGCUUUAUUUAUAAUAGAGUGAUCAAGGAACAUCCCAGGACUCUCACAUGGGAGAACCCAUUUAGAUGUAUGGAGUGUGGGACGUCUUCCUCUCAGAGUCCACUCUGAGCAAUGAACUCAGUAGGAAAUCAUUCCUAAAAGCAUGAGGUAUAUGUGAAGUUCUGGUGUUUAUAUGUAAAACUGUAUAAUAAUGAAAUAAUGAAGGGAACAUCUCACAAUCAUGAGUAUAAUUUUAGAUGAAAGUACCUUUGGUUUUUGCACCAAACUCUGUCACCCCCCCACCGCAUGAUCUCCAAGCACUGCUUCUUCACCAGAACUUUAUCGCUGCCUCCUGCCCUGCGCGUUCUGAAGAAAACUUGGAAUACUGAAAUUGAAUGGGAUAUUUCCCCCCAAACCUAAUUUCAAGAGAGAGAAGGAGGGGUGCAGGUACUAGGGAAGUCUCUUGGGGGCCCCACGUUCACUCAUGAACCGCGGGACAAUUUACUGCCAUCAGCAAACUUUGCCCCCUCCCUGCUCCCUCCUAAGUCUAGAUCAUUUAUGAACAAGUUGAAAAGCCGCAGGUCCCAAUACUGAUCUUGAGGGGACUCCGCUUUCUGCUUCUCUCCAUUCAGAGAACUGUCCGUUUACUCUCUUGGUGUUUCAGAAGGAGGGCUGCCUCCAACUGGGGAGGCACAUUUCUUCUAGGGGCACCUUUCCGGGUCCCCACGGUGCCCCCCAACCUGGCUCCACUCGGCCAGGGCAGCUGCAUUUUGUUUCGCUGCAGGUGAGGCUGCCCCCUGCAAUGUGGGGUCUUAAAGGAACUUCAUGGGGGGGAUCAGCGAGGAGGAGCUUCUGGAUCCUGUGCAGCCCCCCCUGCCUGCUCCCUUCAGGUUUUCUGAGCCCCUCCCUUUUUCAUUUCAAGGAUUGGGGGUCCCGCACAGCCCUCAGGGCACCUAAGCAUCGGGGGGAGCUAUUUUGUUUGCUGAGGGCAGCAGUCACAAUCCUGGCGCACUGCAGGAUGUCUGGGUUUUAGGUAUGGGGUGAAAAAAGGUGGGGGGGAGGUGGAAAAGAGGUGAUAGGGGAAAUAUCCUGGGGUGUGGAUUUUAUUUUUAAUCAUUUUUAUUGAUUUUCCAAAAAAAUCUUGAGUGUUCACUGGAAGGACAGAUCCUGAAGCUGAGGCUCCAAGACUUUGGCCACCUCAUGAGAAGAGAAGACUCCCUGGAAAAGACCCUGAUGUUGGGAAAGAUGGAGGGCACAAGGAGAAGGGGACCACAGAGGACGAGAUGGUGGGACAGUGUUCUCGAAGACUUCUGGGUUUGUGCCUCCAGUAAUGACGGAAUUCCUCUGAUCGGGAUGUUACGGUAAAAUCUGGGUGCGAGGCUGCUCUGCCACCCAGCUCGUCGGACUAAGUCCGCGGGUCCCUGCGGAAGAAAAUGAGCUCAGCCGGAGACAGGAGCAAGCUGCAGAAGAUCCACGUUUAUUGCGCAACAGGUUCAAGGCGAGAUUGAACCGCGAGAAAGGCGUGACAUAAACUUUUGAAACUUCCCUCCAUGCCCCAGAAUACAGUGCAAAACACAUCCCAGUUACAUCAUGAAUACAUUAAGAAGAGGUUGGGUUACACAGGAUUAACAUAUGGAGGAGGGAGGGGGGAAUAUGCAGAGCUGGAGAUAUGCACAGAUAAGCACUUCCUGAUGAGAAGACAAUGGUCCAUGUACUGGCAUUUCCUGGAGGAAAGGCUUGGCAGAGUGAUUUGACAGGAUUAGGGUCUUGACACCUUGCUUGAGGGAUUAUGGAGGACAGGGGAGGUGUGGUGGAGUCCUAGAGAAAUUGAGCAAAUUGGCACGUUGAUUUUCUAUGAAUUUUAUAGAUUUUAGUCCCUUUUGACAUUGACAAUUGGAAAUAAAUUGAUAUAUUGUAGCGAAGAAGAAGGUGAAGAAGACAUGCCCCCCCUCCCUAUCAGUCCCCCAUUCGGAGAUAGAUUUGCAUUAAAGUUCUGUAAGAACUUGCAAAUCUUUUCUCCGCACCCUAAAUCUCGGUGAAGGUAGGGGUGCCCUGUGAGUGGGAAUAGGCUCUAAUGGAAAAGGAGGUGGGUUGAGCAGGGCAGCAAAGGAGGGAGCAACACGGACCAAUACAAUGUACGUGUAUGUUAUAUAGAUAUGCACUAAAUAAUAAUUUGGUA
Molecule: messenger RNA, 4251 nt
Organism: Podarcis raffonei (Aeolian wall lizard)
Lineage: Eukaryota; Metazoa; Chordata; Lepidosauria; Squamata; Lacertidae
Product: oocyte zinc finger protein XlCOF6-like
Exons: 1
Coding region: 125-1861 (578 amino acids)
Cellular component (GO): nucleus
Source: RefSeq, a predicted model, not a curated record